AUGAAAACUUAAUUAUAAAGAAGUUCAUAUGGAGAAUUAUCAUCCAUUCGUUCAUAUCCAACAGAGAAAUUGAAUACACAGUCCGAUAGUGAAUUGGUUGAAGUUGACAUGGAUAAACUCAAUUUUCAUUCAUUUUACUAGGUCUCAGAUCCAAUUCAAUCAUAAUCAAAUUAAGUGGAAGGAGAGCUAUUCAUUAGAGAUUUUAUUAAAAGACUAAUUGCCAAAGUCUCCAAAAAAAUCACUGAGAAUGAACAAAUCAAAAUGCUGCCAGUCAUUGGUUAUUAAUCUUCCAUCGAUAGAAUGUUACAUCCAAUUCAAUAAUACUUUAGACAACAUGAAGAUCCUUCAUUUGAUUAUUUGACAGGAGGAUUAGAAGAAGAUGAAGAACCUGUUAGAUUCCAACAAGAAUAAUGGUUGGUUCAAAAAGUUUUAUCAAUACCUGCCAAGAUAAUGGAAGUAGAAUAAUAAAGCACAAAUUCUAAUCGAUAAUCCCUAACAGCUUAAACCUUUAAAAGAUCAAGAGUCUUAAUCUAAGAUUAAGCUUAAAUGAAUAAUUAAAAAAAUGUAAAAGAAAAAUUACCAGGGAUUGUUGAUCUCAAUGAUCCCUUGGAUAUCAGUUUAACUGAAGAAUUAUUGAGAGCAUAGAAGGAGAGAGAUUAUAAGAUUAUGUAAGAUCUCAAAGAACAAGAAAGAAGAAGGAAACAAAAAGAACUAGAGGAGUAAUAAUUGAAAUAUGAACUUAUAUCUAAAGAUAAAAAAUCUAAAUCAUACACUUAUGAUUACGAUGGAAAAUUGAUUUCUGUCACCACUUUGAAAGGUCAUAAAUUUCCACCUACUGCUGCAACACUAGGAUCCAAGUUUGAAGAUGGCCAAACCAAGGUUAACAUGUUCAAUAGGAGGAAAACCUUUUAUUAGAGUCAAAGCUCUCAAAUCAAAAAGAAAUAAGAUGAUGAGAAGGAAAAGGAUACAAAGGAACAAAUAAAAUUUUAGUCUAUUGCACCUCUUGUCAAUGAAAAUAUGCAUCUAUAAUCUGGAGUUCUCAUUAUAUAAGAAGGUAGAGUUAGAGAAGGCCCAAGAGAUCAUCCCAUUAAUCUUGAUAAAAUGAGUGAUCCUACUUUAAGGAUGGUCAGGAAUGAAUACUUGUCUUUGACUUAAUAAAUCAAUGCAUCUCAUAAUUAAUCAUCGGCAUAAUUAGUUAAAGCAGAAGAAGCUUAAAUUAAAGAAUUUUCCAAUGACUAAGAUAAAAAAUAAAUUCUGAAUAGAAUUCGUAGGUUAAGUCAACCAAGUAUUACAAGUGAUGGAAAUAUUAAGAUAAACUCGAUGCAAAUGUAUGAGUAGGUGGCCUAAGUUAUUUUCGAAAAUAAAGAAUAACUUCCAAUCCCAAUCACUAAAUCAAAUAAUAAUACUACAAAAGAUUUACAAAUGAUGAAAUCUCCUACUGAUCAAUACAAUAUUUCGCUCUAUAAAAAUACAGCUUGGGGUAAAGAAGUCCCAUCUACUCAGAGCAAUACAACAAAACUUAAAGGCAGUAAAGCUAAAGUAAAAGAUAUUUUGUCAACAGUUGGAAUCGUCGUUAAAAGAACUAGAGAAAGAAGAGGGAUAUCAGAAAUACAACUUCCAAGAAUGAAAAAUAUUUCUCAAAUUUGA
Molecule: messenger RNA, 1647 nt
Organism: Paramecium tetraurelia
Lineage: Eukaryota; Ciliophora; Oligohymenophorea; Peniculida; Parameciidae
Exons: 6
Source: RefSeq, a predicted model, not a curated record